AUGGAUUCGUUUUUUGACCAACCAUUUAGUUCCUCAAAAAAUGCCAUUUGGAGAAACACCUUUUGGAUCUACACAAAACCCUCCAUUUGGAUCCGCACCAAAUCAGCCAUUUGGACAAUACCUUUUGGAUCUACACAAAACCCUCCAUUUGGAUCCACACAAAAUCAACUAUUUGGAGAGACCCCUUUUGGAUCUACACAAAACCCUCCAUUUGGAUCCGCACAAAAUCAACCAUUUGGAGAAACUCAUUUUGCAUCAACAAAAAACCCUCCAUUUGGAUCCACGCAAAAUCAACCAUUUGGAGAGACCCCUUUUGGAUCUACACAAAACCCUCCAUUUGGAUCCACACAAAAUCAACCAUUUGGAGAGACCCCUUUUGGAUCUACACAAAACCAUCCAUUUGGAUACACACAAAAUCAACCAUUUGGAGAGACCCCUUUUGGAUCUACAAAAAACCCUCCAUUUGGAUCCGCACAAAAUCAGUCAUUUGGAGAAACUCCUUCUGGAACUACAAAAAACCCUCCAUUUGGAUCCGCACAAAAUCAGUCAUUUGGAGAAACUCCUUUUGGAACUACAAAAAACCCUCCAUUUGGAUCCGCACAAAAUCAGUCAUUUGGAGAAACUCUUUUUGCAUCAACAAAAAAAUCUCCAUUUGGAUCCAUACAAAAUCAACCACUUGGAGAGACUUUUUUGGAUCCGCACAAAAUCAGCCAUUUGGAGAAACUCCUUUUGGAUCUACACAAAACACUUUUGGAUCUAUGCAUUAUCAAUCUGGUUUUCCGAAAAAUUAAUAUUUAG
This is a messenger RNA of Octopus sinensis (East Asian common octopus), 798 nucleotides long. Its product is annotated as nuclear pore complex protein NUP98B-like. The record is from RefSeq and is a predicted model, not a curated record. The coding region runs from base 1 to 798 and encodes 265 amino acids. NCBI's taxonomy places the organism in Eukaryota, Metazoa, Mollusca, Cephalopoda, Octopoda, Octopodidae. The transcript is spliced from 2 exons.